Messenger RNA from Phytophthora infestans T30-4, 321 nucleotides. RefSeq lists its product as uncharacterized. The transcript is spliced from 3 exons. Bases 1 to 321 code for a protein of 106 amino acids. Lineage: Eukaryota; Oomycota; Peronosporomycetes; Peronosporales; Peronosporaceae. The record is from RefSeq and is a predicted model, not a curated record.
AUGGUUUGCCUGCCUGCAAACGCAACACACCUUUUUCAGCCUCUUGGUGUGGCUGAUCCUGAGGGAGGGUAUUCUAUUGACAAAACUACUGCGGUAAGAUUUUCCUGUUUGGCCUGGACGAGAUGUCAUUUUUCCACCAACGUAUCGUCAUGCUUUCAUGUGUGUGGGUUGUAUCCACUAUCGCUAGUGAGGAUGACCCAGCGCAUGGCGAUCUACACACGAAAUGGAAGCCCGACGGACUUCCGGAUUGCGGCCUGGUUGAUGGUGGAUCUGGCAAUUCGCCAAGAAGAAAGACGGCCUCUGUUGGCGGUUACAUUUUGA